Molecule: messenger RNA, 621 nt
Organism: Carya illinoinensis
Lineage: Eukaryota; Viridiplantae; Streptophyta; Magnoliopsida; Fagales; Juglandaceae
Exons: 2
Coding region: 77-406 (109 amino acids)
Source: RefSeq, a predicted model, not a curated record
GAUAAUUUCUCUUUUUUUCUCUCUUCCUCUCGGAAACAAAUACCAACCUAGGAGCUAAAACUUUCGUCUUGAGGAAAUGGCAAGCCCGGAGGCAAUUGAUGGAGUUACGGAAGCAACCUCUGAGGAAAUAUAUGGAGCUACAGAUGCCUCUGAUUCGACAUUUCCGGCGGUCGAUAUUGACAAAAAUUUGAAUCCCGGGACGGACAAGAAUUUCGAAGUUGAUCCCACAUCGCAUGACGUGGCUACCUCGUUGGAGAUGAAGCGACAAGUUGAAGAAAAGAAAAAGGAAGCGAAGAAGAAAAAGGAUGGGUUGCAGACCCUCAAAACAACCAUUCUAGUGUCGGUGGUGAUCGUGGCUGUGGCAGGGACGGUCUUUGCUGUAACCAAGAAAUUGAGAGAGAAAUGAAUUUGUUAGCUGGAUGAUGAUAGUAACUCUGGCUUCUUCUUUUUUUAAUGUUGUUAUAUUUUUUUUUAUUGCUUUUUUUUUUUUUUAUAAUUCGGGUGCUUUUCCUUCUUCGAUGUUUAAUGUCGAACAUGGACGUACUCACACGGUGGUACCCUGUUUUGAUCUCAUAAAUGUAUUAAUAUUUAAUAAUGGAAUGAAACAAUCAAUUGUGGGUA